UGCCGUUUCGGCAGAACUUACUGGCUCUGGCUGUCAUUAGUGUGCGACUGGGCUGCAGAGUUAGAAGGAAGGAGAGUCGUGGUGUAGCGAUGGAUUCGGUGGAGGAUCUGUUUGAAGGAAUCGUAAUGUCCGAGGAGAGGUUUCAUGGUGAGGGAUACGAGGAGGGGUUUGCUGAAGGACAUCACGUCGGCGAGCUUGAAGGCAAGCAAUAUGGCGCUAACUACGGCGCGAGAGCAGGAUCCGAGCUUGGCUGUUACUUGGGCUUUGCAUCUACUUGGAAACAUCUUCUUUCAUCCGGCUCGGAUGACAGACACAGCAAGAAAAUAAAGACUCUGGAUUCAUUAAUAAGAAUGAUUCAAACAUUUUCAUUUGAUGAUCCAACGAAUGAUAAACUCCAGCAAGAAAUGGCCAUGAUCCGUGGAAAGAUGAAACAGAUUUGCUCCAUGUUGAACACGCAGCCUGACUUUAAAAUGAGUAAUGAUGGAGCCGGACUAUCGUUCUGAGCUAAAGUCAUUUGCAACAUCACCAGAUCCUUUGUUGGAGAACGGGCUUUGUCCUACGCUGGCGAGAGGGCAAAAAUUGUCCUGUGGGAUUGCAAGUGUAGUUUUCGGAGCAGCCGA
Molecule: messenger RNA, 620 nt
Organism: Spea bombifrons (plains spadefoot toad)
Lineage: Eukaryota; Metazoa; Chordata; Amphibia; Anura; Pelobatidae
Gene: LTO1
Product: LTO1 maturation factor of ABCE1
Exons: 5
Coding region: 90-503 (137 amino acids)
Source: RefSeq, a predicted model, not a curated record